CUUUCCUUGUUUUUUUUUUUUUUUUAACGACCGGAACGCAAGAAUUCGCUGGGUUUUGAGGAGGGAGGGUGGUCAACCCCGCAAAAAAACCCAUCGAUUGGGAUUGAGGAGAGCGGGGCGAAUAAAGUCUGGUUGAGCAGAUUCGGUGGCCGCGAGCCAAUCCCGAGAGGCCACGUCCCCCAUCUUCCGCUACCACCUUUUUUCUCAUGUAAAUCUAUGGGGGUGCAGGGGAGACCAGCAGCAGCAGCAGCAGCAUUCUCCUCCUCUUCCAUGGAGUAGAGUAGAGUAGAGUAGAGUAGAGGAGUGUGAAUUGCGAGGCCUCACCCAGCAGUCGCCAACUCCGGUGUGGGUUGUUUUUGUUGGGGGGGGUGGUGGAGGGAUGGGGCUGCUGAGCAACCGAAUGGAGCGGAGCGAGAUCAAGCCCGGCGAUCACAUCUACACGUACCGCGCCGUCUUCACCUACUCCCACCACGGAAUCUUUGUCGGGGGAAGCAAGGUUGUUCAUUUUAGACCUGAGCGUAAUGCUGAUUCAAGCAUUGAAGAAGCCGACUCCUAUGAUGCAAUGUCUUCGUCCUGUCCAACCUUCCCUGAUUGUGGAUUCAAGUUACCCAGCAGUGGUGUGACACUCACAUGCCUGGAUUGCUUCCUCGGGAAGGGAUCUCUGUACUGCUUUGAGUAUGGGGUUGCCCCCUCAGUGUUCCUGGUCAAAGUGCGUGGAGGCACUUGCACUACUGCCCCCUCUGACCCGCCAGAAGCUGUCAUUCACAGGGCAAUGUAUCUCCUCCAAAAUGGAUUUGGCAAUUAUGAUAUCUUUCAGAACAACUGCGAGGACUUUGCGCUGUAUUGUAAAACAGGCCUUUUGAUAAUGGACAAGCUUGGGGUCGGAAGAAGUGGCCAAGCUUCUUCUGCCGUUGGUGCUCCCCUGGCUGCCAUUCUGUCGUCUCCUCUGAAGUUGCUAAUGCCAAGUCCUGUUGGAGUGGCUACAGUAACAGCUGGAAUGUAUUGUAUGAGCCGGUAUGCUACCGACAUAGGGGUGCGAUCAGAUGUGAUCAAAGUAGCCGUGGAGGACUUGCCUGUAAACCAAGGCUGGGCAGAAGAUCAUCAUGAGGAAGCAGAGGGGAGGGCACCUUCUGACAGAUUGAUUACAGGGUGAUGUAAAUGAAUGUCCUUCAUGUGCAUAUACAACGGCAUAUACUCGUCAAUAGAGACUUCUCCUGGCCAUGCAUUCCUAUGCCAAAACUACUUUUUCUUCUUUUCAUUCUCCACCCUCUAGUAUUCAAACUCUGUCGCCAAAUAACCAGUUACGAUUGACUGCAGUUUGGAUGGAAUUCUUCGAUGGUUUUUAGCAAUUGGUUGUAUUUAGUCUAUGUCGCAUCAUAUACAUUGAAGCUUCUCUCGUUUCUUUUCCUUGUUAAUCUGAUGAAGAGCGAGGCUUACUUGCUUUAUGGCCUCA
Molecule: messenger RNA, 1453 nt
Organism: Eucalyptus grandis
Lineage: Eukaryota; Viridiplantae; Streptophyta; Magnoliopsida; Myrtales; Myrtaceae
Exons: 2
Coding region: 380-1153 (257 amino acids)
Source: RefSeq, a predicted model, not a curated record